GGAAAUGAUGGAGAAGGAAAGUUUCUGACGCCGCUCAGUUUGGGAUGUGUCCGGGGCAGCGGCGGCGGCGGAGAUCACUCUGCGUGUUUGCCUGUUCUGUUCUCACCAUUACGCACGGAUAACUCUCUGAAAAUCUGUAUGGAUUUUAAAUCAUCAGGGGCUCCGACUCUGAAAUGUCUCAGGAUUGGAAAUGCAGCUCCACGCCUGUCUGUUGCUCUUUAUUAUCACAACAGGUAAAGUAUUGGCCUUGUUGGAGCCCCAGUGUGGUGGAUCUGUCCACUUGGACCAGGAGUCUACUGGUCACAUCAGUCUCACUUUACCAACAGGCACUGCCAACACCGCCAGGCCGAGCCCCAUAAACAACCAGACUGAAACAAGCCUGCAGGUCACAGUUUGCACUUGGACGAUAGAUAUUCCACUGGGUCAAACGGUACAUUUAGAGUUAGCAUGGCUGGAGAGUGGUUCAAACCUAUCGGUGCGCUGUGUUUGGGAUCAGGAGGAGCAGGUUCUGGAGACUGGUGGCACUGCUCUGCUCUCCAGCUGUGACGAAAACAAAGCUGCCCUUACAUGGAGAGGAGCGGGACACUCUUCAAAUAAGAUUCAGCUGUCCUAUCAUGUCCAGGAAGCUGAGAGGAAUUCCUCAGAGCACCCCAGCAGCCUCGGUCCACACCAAGGCCGCUCCACUGCCAUACCUUGGUCUCAGACAGGAACCAGCUUCACAAGCAAGGCUCCCAUUGCACCUCAGCAAGGUCAGGAGGCAGUACAAGGGACAGAAGAGGGCAUAGGUCACCCCUAUGUAUGGCAGGGGUGGAGUUCUGGGCCUCAGACCAGGUCUGCUCCCUCCCUACAGGACCAGGGGGAGCGGAGCAGCCCCACUCCCCUGCCAAGUCUCACCAUGGCUGGGACAGCAGAUAGGGAAACACCCCCUCUUCCUCAGGAAGAAGCAGACAAUGGAGCGGAUGUGUCUGGGGUCGCUCACAUCACUGAGGGUCACAUGGCUGCCAAAGAGAGCACACACCCCUAUUUUCAAACACAACAUACAAUGACUAUGGACACGCUGUCUAACCCAUCACAAACACUGAGCAAAGAAACAUACUCUCACAUGCCACACACAUUACAGAGAGACACACUUGCUCAAACCCAGAAGACACUGACAGAUGCAGCAGACAGUCACUCUAACACAGUGCUUGGCACAAACAUGGAUAAAAAUCCAGUAAUUCACACAUCUAAAUACACAGACGGACAUACAGCUACACACACACUGCAAAUUGACUCCACUGGAUCCAGCACCAGUGCCCUGCCUCUAACCCCUUCUCCCAAAAUGUCCUACCUGAGGUUUUGGGCAACUGGUACCACCAUAAUCCCACAUGAGUCUCCUGGAGAGAAACAGGCCCCAGCCUGGAGGAGCCAACGAAGCACUGACAGACUUCACUCCAGCUUGGUCACCUCAGACCCCUUAAAGUCGCCCAGCAACCCCCAGUGGAACAGCUCUACCAGUAUUGUAACCGCUGCGUCACCACCGUCUUCACAUGGCAGGACUAAUCAAUCAUCUCCCACUCACAGAACGGAGCUGGACACUUUUGUUGGAACAGCUGCAUCAUCAUAUCCAUUCACAGGACGGACUGUCACAUUUGCAUCUGCUGCAUCGGACAGUACCAGUCACAUUGCUGCCUUUGGUUCCUCUGAUAGAUUUGAAAGCUCAAAGAUGCUUCACACUCCGCCUCCCAGCCUCAGUCCUGCUGCCACACACAGCCAAACAAACUCUCCGCAAGACCAGCACACAGGCAGUGACACACACUUUCUGCCUUCUUACACAUCAUCCCCACACACACAAACAAGUAGCAAUGAGACACACACAGCACCAAAAAAUACACACACAGCAACAGAUUUCAUUACUACCUAUACAACCUCAAACCCUUUUAUCCCUAAUGAGUCCCCUAUCUCCUCCUCUGAAAAUAGCUCCGACAUCGCCAACUGGACUUCAGGUUACUCAGGCUCUCCUUCUACACCCACAGCACAGGACUCAACUGCCAUGGAAACCACUUAUAAUAACUUGACAGGCAAUGAGUCUUUGCAAGGUGAAGGGACUGACACCAAAACUUACACACCGCUUCCCACUCACUCAGUGUCUCGCGAUGUCUCGCAUACACAUGCACCCCUACUAACCAGCUCGCCAACUCAUGUUCCCUUUUUGCCAUUCACGGCUACACCUGGUGGUGCAUCCACACCCUCAUCUAUACCCAAAUACAUGUCGCAAACAGAGACUACCUUGCCUACUGGUUUACACACCACUCACACACCCUUGCCUUUGACCCCUUCUACCACUGAAUCCCCGACACACACACCCCUCGCCGACCACAAAGCCAUACCUACAUCCUUACAAACGCCAACACUCAAAUCUUCAUCUACACCUCAAACAUAUUCCCCGGUGCCUUUGACCUUGUCACCAGAUAUGUCCCCUACAUUUAAACAGUCACGUGACUAUAUUACUACCACACACACCACCCUGCCCUCACACACAAAAGCUGCAAACACAGAAUCUGAACAUGGAGGAGAAAAAGGGAACGAGCACUUCAUCGUAUCUGCAGCCCCUUCGCAGCAGUCUUAUGGUGGCCCGACCUCAACCACACACUCUCCUACAGCCAGAUCACCACAGCAACCCCCAUCGUGGACUGAGCCAUAUCCCAGCCGGGAGAGCCAUCUGGGGCACACAACACCCGUCUCCGUCCCUCCACCCACCUGGAGAUCCAGAACUACUCUGAAGCCCAAGUUUUACAUCGUUGCAGAUCAACCUGCAACCAUCAGAGUGGAGUCCAUUGAACUACUGCUGCAGAUCAUUGUAGAAGAGUCCAACUCUGCUGUCACUGCUGGCCUGGAGGAAGACACCACUGCCUGGUUGGAGCCGUACCUAUUGAGGGCCCCAGGGUUCAGCAGACUGCAGGGAGUCUGGAGCAGUGGUGUUGCAGUGCAGAGUGUGGUGGAGUUCAGAACCAGGGGUGCCCUGGACUGGCUGGGGGUUGCAGGACCUGCAUCACUGCUGGAGCGAACAGGACUGGCUCAGGCUGUUCGCGAGGGGAGGCGUUUCCGGUCGUCUAGAAUCACCAACAUCACGGUGGGAGGUCUACAGGGCGGUGUGUGUGACUGGUUGCUUCAGUGUCCAGCAGGUUAUGAGUGUGUGUCCCAGCCCAGCUCGACAAACCACAGCUGCUCCUCUGUCUGCCACUCUGACUACUGCCACCACCACGGCAUCUGCACGCACCACCCAGACCAGCUUCCAGUGUGCCGCUGCCUUGUAGGAGAUGACUUCUGGUACAUGGGCCAGAGGUGUGACAUGAAGAUGACACGAGCCCGGCUGGUGGGUGCAUGUCUCGCCAUCUUACUCAUCAUGGUGACAGUAAUCGCCAUUCUGGCACUUGUGGCGGUACGACGCUACCGAGCCAUGCUGAUCCAAGCCAAAGUGGACCAGACUCGGAGCAGCUAUCGCAGGUUCAACCAUUUCGAUGAGCUGUCAGGUCGGUUCUGGCUGCGUUCAUUGGCAGGAUCAGCAGACUCGUUGGAUAACCCGGCCUUCACGCGCUCAGAUGAGUUACUACACCUGCGGGCACUUGACCGCCCUUGCUGUUACCACGACGACACACUGUCGCUGGCUUCGACAUGCCCCAGCCACGGCACACGCAUCAAUACAGUCUACCCUCACAGCUCCCAGUACGGCUGGCGGGGCAGCGAGAUGAGCAUGGGGGACUGUGUGUUGGACUCGGGCAAGGCCAGCGAUCUGUCUGUCUGUAGCUGGCCUGUGGAGCCCAUCCAGUGGACACCCUUCCCUCUUCUACAGCAACUGGCUUCGCACAGGACACCUACCGUGAGGGCAUCCAGGCCGCGGUCGUACUGUGAAGGCAUGGAGCUGGUAGACCUGGGGAAGAGCUGGACUGCAUAACACACACACACACACACACACACACACACACACACACACAGAGAGUGAGUGAGUGAGUGAGAAAGAGAGAGAGAUAGUGAGAGAGAGAGAGAGAGAGAGAGAGAGAGAGAGAGAGAGAGAGAGAGAGAGAGAGAGAGAGAGAGAGAGAGAACCAUAUCACGUCUUUUCUGGUUCCUUUUUUGUUUUCUGGUGCUGCAAUAAUCUUUCCAACAGUUUUGUUCUGGUCAUUAAAAUUGUGAAAAAGGU
Molecule: messenger RNA, 4180 nt
Organism: Myripristis murdjan (pinecone soldierfish)
Lineage: Eukaryota; Metazoa; Chordata; Actinopteri; Holocentriformes; Holocentridae
Product: mucin-5AC
Exons: 11
Coding region: 191-3934 (1247 amino acids)
Source: RefSeq, a predicted model, not a curated record